GUACACAAAACAUCUCUGCUAAUAGUAGAAGAAGAAAACAGUUUCAUAAUAUAACGUCACAUCCUCUAACCGCUGCUAAAGGUGAUCCACAUCAAUGUUGCGCUUGAUCGCAACAUCCCUGUGCCUCCGGUGCCAACGUGCCACAGCUUUACCUUUACACCUAAGACCAUGUGCAACACUGAGCUCAGCAGAGAACCAGCAGACCGUGGAGGCUCUCUAUGAUCUCUCUGUGGACAUCCAGAAGGUCCGGAAACUUAAAGGAUGGGUCCUGCAUCAGAGCCCAGCCUAUACAAAGGAAGUAGCUGAUCUGCUGAAGGACAUGGGAGCCUCGGGCUUUGUCAUUGCCCGGAUCCUCGCAGUUCACCCUGAGGCGGUCCUCUGUCACCCAGAGCAGAUGCAGGCUCAGAAGGAGCUGUGGAUGUCUGUGUGCCCGAAACAGAAAGAGCUGGUUGGUAUCAUUGAGAAUUUCCCAGCCUCCUUCUUCACCUCGUCAAGCCACCACGACAACCAGCGGAACAACAUCGCUUUCUUCCAGAGCUUAAGCCUCAACAAGCGAAUCAUCGCUAAGCUCAUGGCCAGCACUCCCCAGAGCUUCAGUCGGCCAGUAGAGCAGAACGAGGUAAUGGUGCGCACCCUCCAGCAGGCCUACCAGGAGCUUGGCGGGGAGGAGGCCAACAUGAAGAUCUGGCUUCAGAAGCUGCUGACUCAGAACCCGUUUGUUCUAAUUAAGCCCCCCGAGGUGCUGAGGCAGAACCUGCGCUUCCUGAGACACAAGGGCUUCAGCACGGCCGAGCUCCUCCGCCUCCUCUCCAAACUCAGGGGCUUUGUCACCGAGCUGAACCCGGACAGCAUGCGCCGCACCCUGGCGUACUCGCAGGAAACCAUGGGCUGUUCCGAGGGAGAGUUGCGGGACAUCAUCCUAAACUGCCCGGCUCUGCUUUACUACCCUGACGUUAUUCUGGCUGAGCGCUUUAAGGGCCUUCUCAGCGCUGGAAUCAGCAUGUCUCAAAUUAAAGAGACUCCAACCGUUUUGGAGCUGACCACGCAGAUAGUUAAUCAUCGCAUCCAGCAACUGAGGGUGCAUGGUUAUGACGUAAGAACAGGUAGUUUGGAGGUCCUAAAUGGCACUAAGAAGGACUUUGAGAUGAGCUAUGGAAAACUACAGCUACGUAGAGAGAGACCACUGUUUAACCCUGUCGCGCCUUUAAAAGUAGACGACUAAGAGAGGUUGUAUGGACUAAUGCAAGUGGAUUAAAGUUAUAACUGGAUGUGUUAUAGUCUUGUGAUAAUUAAUGUUAUGUCAGAUUAAACUUUUUAACUUGAUAGUGAAGAUUCCUGAGAGUACAUACUCAACAGACUUCAGAAAACAAUCUCAAAAUGCAAGAUUUAAUGGGUGUAAAAACAGGCUUAAAUUCAGUAUCUUCUUCAGGUGCUCAAAACUGGUAUGAGGGAUCACACUUAGGCAAAGUUACAGCGAAAACUAUUUUUUUUAAACUCCUUUUCUGCUGCCAAAAUAUCCAACCUUGUGGAAGGAAAAGUAAUUAAAAUCCAAUUAACAAACUACUUGUGAGUCAUGGUACAAGCCCUUAUUUUCCUGUAAUUAGGUAGUGUGACUCUAAACAGCAAAUGCAACCGUGCAUAAAUUAAAAUGUUCACUUUUAGACAAAAGGAAACGCACUGUUUUUCAGGGAGUCUGAAGGCAUUACAAAAAAGAAAGCAGCACACUUUUACUGCGGGAGUAAAUUCCUGUUGUAUGAUUUAUAUAACGACUUCGCAGAGAGUGAGACAAAUGCAACAGUUUUUAAAUAUGUCACGCUUUUUAGGGAAGAUAUAGUCUCUUGCCAAAUAAAGAAUUUAUCACA
Cottoperca gobio is the source of this 1862-nucleotide messenger RNA. It is a transcript of the gene mterf2, whose product is annotated as mitochondrial transcription termination factor 2. Gene Ontology annotation, biological process: regulation of DNA-templated transcription; termination of mitochondrial transcription. Lineage: Eukaryota; Metazoa; Chordata; Actinopteri; Perciformes; Bovichtidae. Gene Ontology annotation, molecular function: double-stranded DNA binding. Gene Ontology annotation, cellular component: mitochondrial matrix. The record is from RefSeq and is a predicted model, not a curated record.